Molecule: messenger RNA, 600 nt
Organism: Strongylus vulgaris
Lineage: Eukaryota; Metazoa; Nematoda; Chromadorea; Rhabditida; Strongylidae
Source: the annotation of a GenBank genome assembly
UUUUUCAAGUAUGUGCCGAAAACUUUGCUUCCCGUUUAUAGAGAUGUAGUGGUACCUCUAGCCAAUGUCUUGACGCCAAAUGCUUUUGAGUUAGGUGAAUUGGUUGGAUUCACUAUAUUUAACGAGAAAGAUUGCAUACGUGGCAUGGAUGCAAUUCACAGGAUGGGCGUUGAGACUGUUGUAGUCACUAGUGGAGUGGAAGAAAGUCAAACACCUGACACAUUGUGUUGUUAUGCAAGCAAAAAAGAUGCCUCUGAAAUCACGCGCCGAUAUCGAUUUCGCUUUCCAAGGAUACCAGGACAGUUUGUUGGUACUGGUGAUGUCUUUGACUCCUUAUUAAUUGCGUGGCUGGAUCAUUGCAAAAAUGAUGUUUGUGAUGCAGUUGGUCAUGUUUUGGGAUCUAUGCAAGGACUUUUGCGAAAAACUAGCCACUACGCUCAAGAUUUAAACAAGCAAACCAUCUUCGAAGUCCUGAUGAUCAAAUAUGAAAAUCUUACCGUUCUAACUGAUUAUAUCCGUGUGCGCAUCCGAACACCUCUAAAUCACAGCGAUCAGAUGGGACUGGCGCGAGUCGCACUACCGUGGCGGGCCAUUUUCUAA